GGAGAUUGAGCAGCAGGCGGCUGCGAAAUGACCUUACAGAGUACAUGCUUCUUAAAAAGUUUAAGCCUUAGUGUACUGUAUUUGUUUGUGUCGUAGGAAAGUAAGUUAUUGGAUUAUAUUUAAAUCACGAGUAGAAAUCUUCAUCAUUCUGAAUUCAAUCUUAUUGCAACUUGUGCUUCUGGUCCGGAAAUUUCAUCAUUAUUAUUAUGGACAGUAUAUACUGUCUAACCCAAUUUCCAAAACUUUUGGAUAAAACUACAAAUUUUGUUAUGUUGUCCUAUAAGCGUGUUGCUGAUUGACCGUUUUCAUAUAGACUGUUAGACCGGAGCUAUGUUAAUACGUUUGUUGAAUGCUACUUAAUCUAAAUACUAUGCGUCUAAAAUGCCAAAGAAUCCCUAAAUGUACUUCGAUACAAAUGUUUGCCAGAUAUGUGUCAAAAAUUUUCGUGUAGUCUUUUUCGUUCAUUUUCACAUCAGUAUAUAAAAAUUCAUUAUUCUACGGUAAACAUGAAGAGCGAGUGAUGUUUUAUGGCAAUCUACAACAUGCAGUCUUUGGUUGGUGCCAUCGGGAGAUCAACUUUGAAGAAGUUACUUUCCAGAUAUGCAGUUUAGUACAAGGGUUGGUAUUGCGUUAGGGAUUCCACGUUUUGCACAGCUAUUAUCUCAAGAAUGAUUCUUCCCUCCUCUGUGCCUAAGCGUAAAAAGGCAGAAAAGGAACUUUUUAAAGAUACUCAUACCAUAGAAUCAAAUGAAAUCAUUUGUAAGUUAGUCAAAUCGUGCGGCAACUAUUUGUUCACUGCGAUAACAGAACAGGGAGAGGAAGUUUUCGUAUCCAUUCCAGAAAGAUUUCGCAAUACAUUCUACUUUGCUCAAGGUGGUUUUGUUAUCUGUUCACCGCUGGAUAGCAAAAAGGUGAAGGGAGAAAUUCGAACUGUGUUACAAAAGGAUAAUAUUAAGGCUCUGGUUAAUGAAGGCCGUUGGCCGGAAACUUUUACUGUAAACAUAUCAAAGGAAUCCUCAAUAAAGAAUGACAAUUAUAUCCCAGAAGAUAUGCUUCCAUCAUUCUCUGAUAGUUCUGACACAGAAAGUGAAUGUAUAUCUGAUAAUAAUUAAAAAUUGUAUAUAUAUUUGUGUGGUUGAUUUCACCACUUAUCAACAGUAAAAUCUCGUUUUUUUUUAGAAGCAGUUUCCUGAAUUUAUCAUUGUUGUUCUCUUUAUCAAUCUCGUUUCCCCAGUAUAUUUACCAUUUAUUUUCGUUGUCUAUUACUGUUGGCAACGAGUUGAUGUUUCAGCAAUUAUAGGUUAUUUGAAUAAAUUGAAUCUCAACAGAAUUUUUAGGCUUAACUCUAACUAACAUCACUAGUAUUAAGAAGUGGUCGCAUAACCAUUGUCAACAAAGUUAUUUGAUGUUAAUCUUUUACAACUUAAUACCAAAUUCUGUUCAUUUGGAU
Molecule: messenger RNA, 1450 nt
Organism: Schistosoma curassoni
Lineage: Eukaryota; Metazoa; Platyhelminthes; Trematoda; Strigeidida; Schistosomatidae
Source: the annotation of a GenBank genome assembly